This is a messenger RNA of Erigeron canadensis, 1700 nucleotides long. RefSeq names its product inactive glucose-1-phosphate adenylyltransferase small subunit 2, chloroplastic. Gene Ontology annotation, molecular function: glucose-1-phosphate adenylyltransferase activity. Bases 48 to 1451 code for a protein of 467 amino acids. The transcript is spliced from 9 exons. Gene Ontology annotation, biological process: glycogen biosynthetic process. The record is from RefSeq and is a predicted model, not a curated record. Lineage: Eukaryota; Viridiplantae; Streptophyta; Magnoliopsida; Asterales; Asteraceae.
UCAUUUUCUACCAUAUUACCUCUUAAUCUUCUUCUUCUGUUACUGUAAUGUCAUUGUUUACUUUUCAGACUUCUGUCCAUUUAAAAUUAAGACUACUUAACAACCAUGAUAAAUCACCAUUAAACAAGUUCCCAACAAGAUUAUCAAUAUCAAAUUCUCAGAAACCCGAAUGUCAGUUUCCGCAAUAUUUACCGGCAAACCAGAGUGUUGCGGCCGUGGUGUUUGGACAGACAUCACAGAACUCGAGAUUAUAUCCAUUGACAAAGAGAAGAUCAGAAGGCGCGGUUCCAAUUGCAGGAAGUUAUAGGCUUAUUGAUGCAGUUAUAAGCAAUUGCAUCAAUAGCAAUAUAACAAAAAUAUAUGCACUUACACAGUUUAAUUCAACUUCUUUGAACUCGCAUCUGUUGAGAGCAUACUCUGGGGGGCUGCUAUCAAACCAUGAAUUUCUUGAAGUAAUUGCCGCUUAUCAGAGUCCAGAAGACGAUAACUGGUUCCAGGGAACUGCGGAUGCUAUGAGAAGAUGCUUAUGGGCAUUAGAGGAGCAUCCUGCCGUUGAAUUUUUGGUUCUUCCAGGACACCAUCUUUACAAGAUGGAUUAUCAGAAACUAAUAGAAGCACACAGGACUAAUAAGGCAGAUUUAACCGUUGCAGUUUUGGAUAGAAUGAGAGAUUACAUCACGGGUUUUGGUAGUUUCAAUGUAGAUUUUAGAAAUCGAGCUAUUGGAUUUGUUGAGGAACCAGAGUUGAUGCCAGUUUUUCAGGUUAAUGGCUUAAAGUUAGACAAUGGUUUAUAUGAAAAGUUUCCUAGUAUGGGGAUUUAUGUCAUCAAUAGACAUGUCAUGAUAAAGCUUCUAAAAGAAUCAUUUCCUAAAGCAAAUGAUUUGAAAAAUGAAGUAAUACCAGGUGCAAUAUCCUUAGGAUUGAAGGUCCAUGCUUAUCAGUUUGAUGGAUACUGGGAGGACAUGAGAAACAUCAAAGCAUAUUACGAAGCAAACUUGGAAAGUACAAAGAAAACAAACAUGAAAUAUAACUUUUAUGAUAAAGAUUUUCCAGUGUACACUUUGCCUCGUCGUCUGCCUCCGUCUUUAGUAACAGAUGCCGUCAUCACAGCUAGUGUCAUUGGUGAUGGUUGCAUUAUAAAUAGAUGCAGCAUCAGUAGUUCAGUCAUUGGUCCAAGAACAAGGGUUGGAGAUGGAGCUGUAAUACAAGAUUCAGUAAUAUUGGGAUCAGAUAUCUACCAGGUAAUCACGACUAUUCCAAUUGGUGUUGGUGAUGGUUCAUUCAUAAAGAAAGCUAUCAUAGACAAGAAUGCGAAGAUUGGCAAAAAUGUUAAGAUAAUUAACAGGGACAAUGUAGUAGAAGCAAACAAUGAAACUGAUGGCUACAUCAUAUCAUCGGGCAUAGUUGUUAUUAUGCGAGGUGCAGUAAUCCAAGACGAAAGAAUCUUAUGACAUGAUAAUUUUGACUUAUAUAUGUCUGCUGAUCAUUUUGAUCCCCUUCAAACAACACCAGAAUUGAUUCACAGUUUUGAAGGUAUAUAUACUGCUGUAGGGAACUGAAAGUCAAUGAUCAAAUGGUGGAUAUACUGCUCGAGUAUUGAGAUUGUGUUAGAUUAAGAAAAUUUAGCCCAAAUUUCGAUUAUCUUUAUUGCAAUUGUAUUCAAAUAAUAAUGUAUAUAUAUAGUAUAAAAGGGAUGAAUA